Molecule: messenger RNA, 1403 nt
Organism: Solanum stenotomum
Lineage: Eukaryota; Viridiplantae; Streptophyta; Magnoliopsida; Solanales; Solanaceae
Product: transcription factor SRM1-like
Exons: 5
Coding region: 150-1073 (307 amino acids)
Molecular function (GO): DNA binding
Source: RefSeq, a predicted model, not a curated record
AUAUUUCCUACCACUCCCUUUUUUCGUCUGCCAUUUACUUUGAUUUCAGGCAAAGAGUUUCUCUUGUUAGCUCCGCCGUAUUCACAUUUGGUUUUUCUGUUUUGAGUCUAUUUAAGGGAACAUUCGCGCCACUUGAGAUCUAAAAGAAAAUGAGCACCAAUAGGACAUGCAAUAGCUCCUUCUGGACUAGGGAGGAGGAUAAAGUCUUUGAGAACACCCUAGCGAUCUACUUUAACAAAAACAAUCUAUUGAGAAUGAUGGAAGAAGCACUUCCUCAAAAAUCACUUCAGGACAUCAAGGAUCACUAUAAUAUACUCUUAGAAGAUAUCAAUGACAUCAAUUCUGGAUGCGUUCCAUUACAUAAUUAUCCGGAAAUGCAAAGCAAUGCCAACCAAAAUUCGAAAGCAGACGUCGAAAGGCGAAGAGGGACUACUUGGACAGAACAGGAACAUAGGUCAUUUCUCCGGGGCUUAGCUAUAUAUGGAAGAGGUGACUGGAGAAGUAUAUCUAGGCACUGUGUGAUUACAAGAACUGGAAUGCAGGUGGCGAGCCAUGCCCAGAAAUUUUACAAGUGCCUCGAAGCUGCCAACAAAGGGAAUAGAAGAGCAAGCAUUCUUGAUAUUACCAGUGUGGAUGCUGAAGCUGCUGGAACUUCCCUAGUUCCAAACGCCGAGGAUAUGAUUGGGCCAGCUUUUGGAGGAUCACAAGUAGUGCCAAACACUAGUAAUGAGAGCAUGUUACCUCAAGAAAGUACCAAUGCUGAGCAGCAGAUGAUAACAGUUGCUGAAGGCAUUGAUGACCUAAUGAUGGAGCAGGAGGAUGUUACUGCUGCUAGAAGUGGAACUUACAGUCAUCCCAUCACUAGAAUUGGGAGUGAUCUAGAAGCAUUACUCGCUGAGCCCAUGGAUGUAGACAAUGAUAUUAGUUCCAUUUUUGAUGUUGGGAAAGCACCAACUUCCAGUUAUGCAGCUGCAGAGGCGGCUCCUCCUUAUUUACAUCCCUUUGCCCCCUCAUCUAACACCCCCGUUGAUGAUGAAGGCAUUUUUGAUACUGAUGACCUGUUCACAGAUUAGAUGUUCUGAUUUGGUGGCAUCCAGAUGGCUAUUAAUCUUGAUACUGCACCUGUUUUUUUUGAAGACUUAUUCCAUUAUGCUAGACAGUUUUGCUCUUCUUUAUUUUCUCUUAGUCUCCCUUAGUGAGCAGGAUUUUGUCUAUCUUCAAACUCUUUUGAGGGACUAGGUUGUGGCUAUUCCUCAUAUCAUUGAUCUCACAAAUGAACUGGCCCGUGAGGACUUUCAAAGUGGUUGUGUAUGGCAGGAAUUUGUUGAUGAGUUGCAAUUGAUUGUCCACAGUCCUGAUUUUGGUUGAAUUUUUUCAAUAAAAAGCAUAUAGCAGUUCGAGUU